Carya illinoinensis is the source of this 2493-nucleotide messenger RNA. RefSeq lists its product as uncharacterized. Lineage: Eukaryota; Viridiplantae; Streptophyta; Magnoliopsida; Fagales; Juglandaceae. The record is from RefSeq and is a predicted model, not a curated record. The transcript has 2 exons. The coding region runs from base 1 to 2493 and encodes 830 amino acids.
AUGGAUAAGCCUUGGAUGCAUAUUGAUGAUAGAUUGCAUUCCCGUGAGUAUGAAGAAGGUGUUAGACAAUUCCUCGCUAUGGCUGUAGCACACACUACAACCACUGAUCAGAUUAGGUAUCCAUAUAGAAGAUGUCGGAAUAGAGCUUUCUACUCCAUUCGUACUGUCGAAGAUCAUUUGUUCCUUAGAGGGUUUGAUCCAACUUAUCAAACCUGGAUAUUCCAUGGAGAAGAUGAUCCUUUCCUUUCCACUCCUUUGUCUGAUGAAGAACAAGAUAACACCAGAGAUUUCAGUGAAUACCCAGAUGAUCUGGACGAGAUGUUAGAUGACAUUCGUCAUGGCUCGUAUAUGGGAAGUGACUGGCAACGGGACAGAGAUGUAAACGUGGAUGAUCAACCAUCCACCUCUAAUUCUCAAUCAAACUUUACUUUCAAGGAGUUGGUCGCUGAUGCACGACGUCCACUUUAUCCUUCAUGUAAGCAGUUCUCGAAGUUGUCAUUCAUCGUCAAGCUGCUUCACAUCAAGAGCAUUGGUAGUUGGACCGUGAAGAGCUUUGAUAUGGUCAUAAAGCUUUUGCAAGAGGCAUUUCCGGAAGCUCUAUUCCCUGAUUCAUAUGUCGAUGCCCGUCGCUUGGAGCGUGGCUUGGGGUUUAGUUACGAAAAGAUACAUGUGUGCCCGAAUGAUUGUGCUUUGUUUUGGAAGGAAAAUGCCACCUACAAUGAAUGCCCUAAGUGUCAAGCUUCUAGGUGGGAGGAAAGCACAAGUCCCGCUCGAAGGAUACCGAAAAAAGUCCUCCGAUAUUUUCCGCUGAAGCCUCGGUUGCAGAGGCUAUAUAUGUCAAAGAAGACAUCCCAGGCCAUGAGAUGGCAUGUAGAAGGACGUGUUGACGAUCCAACAUGCAUGCGACAUCCAUCGGAUUCUAGGGUUUGGAAGGACUUUGAUAUAAAACAUCAUAUGUUUUCCCAAGAUCCUCAGAAUGUUAGACUUGGUUUGGCCAGUGAUGGGUUUAAUCCUUUCAAUAACAUGAGUAGACCAUACAGCAUUUGGCCUGUACUACUUGUACCUUACAACUUGCCCCCAUGGUCAUGCAUGAAAGAUCCAUACACCAUGUUGUCAUUGCUAAUCCCUGGGCUUAAGUCACCAGGUAAUGAUAUUGAUGUGUUCUUGCGUCCUCUCAUCGAUGAGUUGAAGGAGUUAUGGGAAGAGGGUGUUCGUACCUAUGAUGCAUACAGUGGGCAAAACUUUACACUGCAUGCAGUUCUACUUUGGACUAUCAAUGAUUUCCCUGCAUACGCCAAUCUUUCCGAAUGGAGCACAAAAGGCAAGAUGGGCACACAUGGAGAUGCAAAAAAAAAUGCAUUUAAUGGGUUUGAAGAGCACAGACUCCAACCAUCAAGAGUCGAUGGAAACGAAUUGCUUGAACAACUAAGUCUGAUAUCACAUGUUGAGUUUGGUAAAUCUACUUCAAAGAGGAAACGAACGCCCAAUCAGCUAAAUUGGACCAAAAAAUCCAUAUUUUUUGAACUUCCCUAUUGGUUAUCCUUGGGUUUGAGACAUAACCUGGAUAAUAUGCAUAUUGAGAAAAACAUAUGCGAUAACGUCUUGGGAACAUUAUUGAAUAUUGAAGCAAAAACUAAGGACUCUGCCAAUGCGCGUAGGGAUUUGGCAAACCUUGGAAUAAGGAAAGAGUUGCACUUACAACAUAUGGGCGAUCGUGUAACUAUGGGCCCUGGUUGCUACAUGUUAAAUGGAAAUGAGCGAAAUGAUUUUUGUGCAUGGUUGUCAAAAGUUAAAUUCCCUGAUGGGUUUGCCUCGAAUAUAGGCCGUUGUGUAAAUGCCAAUGACGGAAAGAUCAGUGGAAUGAAGAGCCAUGACUGUCAUGUCUUUUUGCAAGCACUGCUACCGGUUGUGAUUGGUGGGUUCUUACGAGCCGAUGUGCGACAAGCAUUGAUAGAGUUGAGUGGCUUCUUCAAAGAGUUAUGUUCCCGGACUUUGAACAUAUCUGUAUUGGAUCGUCUUAAAGCUAAUAUCCCUAUCAUUCUAUGCAAACUAGAAAUGAUAUUCCCUCCAGCUUUUUUUGAUAUAAUGCUGCACCUUUCUAUUCACUUGCCAGAGGAGGCUCUACUAGCAGGACCCGUGCAAUACAGAUGGAUGUAUCCUUUUGAGAGGUAUCUAGGGAAAUUCAAGCGUUACGUCCGCAACAGAGCACGUCCUGAAGGCUCAAUUGCUGAGGCAUAUGUGCAUCUCGAGUGCCUAACAUUUUGCUCAAUGUACCUCCAUGAUAUAGAAACGAAAUUUAAUCGGGACGAACGCAAUAGUGAUGUACUUAUUGGAGAAGUUGAGACGGGAAAUGCGGAAAGCUUAUCUAUUUUCUCACAAAAGGUUAGACCAUUGGGGACACCGCACUCGCACAUAUUACCCGACUCACUUUUGAGCAAGGCCCGAUGGUAUGUACUUAAUAAUUGCCCAGAGGUUGAUCAAUACAUUGAGUAA